GAAACAGAAACAGGUUCAUGAGUAUAAGAAAGUAGUCGAGAGUGGCAAGCAGGCGACUGCGCCCAGUCAUGGCGGACCAGAGAAAUCAGAACCGACGACACACUCAGCAGGAGAGCCAGAACCGAAUGGAUAAAAAAUACAUCCUGGUAUGGCAAGAUUCUCCAUGGGCAGGCACCUUCAUUUUGCUAGUAUUGAGAGAGAUGUUGUCUUUACUGGCACCUGAUUUAUCCAAUGAGAUUGCAAUGGGAGCCUCAGCAAAUGGGUGUCAAAUUGGAGGAGAGAAAUCCAUUAAACAAUGGAGUAACAUUUUACUAAAGGAGAAAUUCUUUCACGGUGGCAUAAGUAGAGGGGUGGAUCUGAUCGUUCUGCACUGUGGGCUGUACUGGGGCGGGGUGUAUGGACGCUGUGAACAUGAGCGUGGGCGACAAGGUGGGGGGUUGCCUGGUGGAUCUGGGGGGCAGCUUCACUGAGGAUGCCCCCAGACCCCCGGUCCCUGGGGAGGAGGGAGAGCUGGUGUCCAGCGAUGGACGGCCCUACAGCCACGGUUUCUAUUCCUUCAAGAACGAGGCCUCCACGGCCACGCCCAGACGACCUGACCUGGACCUGGGCUAUGAGCCGGAGGGCAGCGCCUCCCCCACGCCGCCCUACCUUAAGUGGGCAGAGUCCCUGCACUCUCUCCUGGACGACCAGGAUGGUAUCCACCUGUUCAGGACGUUCCUCAAGCAGGAGGAAUGUGCCGACAUGUUGGACUUCUGGUUCGCCUGCACUGGCUUCCGUAAGCUCGAGGCCAGUGAGGGCCAGGGCGAGGAGAAGAAGCUGAAACUGGCGAAAGCCAUUUAUAAAAAGUACAUCCUGGACAACAAUGGAAUAGUCUCGAGACAGAUCAAACCGGCCACCAAGAGCUUCAUCAAGGACUGUGUGAUGAGGCUGCACAUUGACCCGGCCAUGUUUGACCAGGCUCAGACUGAGAUUCAGACUAUGAUGGAGGAGAACACCUACCCUCUGUUCCUCAAGUCAGAUAUCUACUUGGAAUACACCAGAACUGGGGGGGAGAGCCCUAAGCUCUACAGCGACCAGAGCUCUGUCUCUGGGGGUGGGAAGGUUUUACCAGGGUAUUUGCCCACGCUGAACGAGGACGAGGAGUGGAGAUGUGACCAUGAGUUGGAGGAGCAGCAGGAGAGUGAUCCCAGCAACCGGCUCACUCAGAAGCUGCUUCAGGAGACAGCUUCCCAACGCGUCACCAGCACCAAGAGAUUCCAGGACAGUCACGAGUACAGACGCGUGCCGUGUCGGGAGCCUGUCAACCCGUACUAUGUCAACUCGGGCUACGCCAUGGCCCCUGCCACCAGCGCCAACGACAGCGAGCAGCAGAGCAUGUCCAGUGCCAGCGACGUAGACACACUCUCCCUGACCGACAGCAGUGUAGAUGGGGUUCCACCAUACAAAUAUCGUAAACAGCAUCGACGAGAGAUGCAUGAAAGUGCCAAAGCAAAUGGGCGUGUGCCACUACCUCAUAUUCCUCGCACAAACCGGAUACCAAAGGACAUUCACGUGGAGCCGGAGAAGUUUGCGGCGGAUCUGAUCAGCCGGCUGGAGGGAGUGCUGAGGGAGAGGGAGGCCCAGGAGAAACUGGAGGAGCGGCUGAAGAGAGUCCGAUUGGAGGAAGAGGGUGAGGAUGCAGACAUCUCCACAUCCACCUCGUUCUCCAGUCACAGACUGCCCCCUGGUGCCCACCCACAGCACUACAACAACCCCCGCUACUCUGACAUCGGCUACAAUGGCCUGGCGCUGCGGCCUGACGCCCACGAGGAGAACCCCGAGAGCAUCCUGGAUGACCACGUCCAGCGAGUCAUGAAAACCCCCGGCUGCCAGUCCCCGGGCACCGGCCGCCACUCCCCCAAGUCCCGCUCACCCGACGGCUUCCCUGCAGGUGGCAAGGUGCCCGGACCUGGGAUGCCGCUGCCCACAGGCCCAGGCAAACACCCAGCUCGGCUGGGGCCCAAAGGGGAGGCUGCCAGCCACCAAUACCACCACAAACACGUGCACCACAUCCACCACCCAGCCGGAGGGAAGCCCAAAGAGCAGGUUGAGGCUGACGCAGCCACGAGGGUCAAUGGUAACUUCCACUGGGGGAUGGAGCAGCACAACUAUGGGUCCAAGUCUCGCAACUAUGCUGACGGCAUGGGCCCCAGCCCGAUGGAUCCUAUGGGCUACAGUAGCAAAGGUAGCACGCUAUCGAAGCGGCCAUUUAAGAAAGCUGAGGAGUUGCGGACCUUUGAGGUGCCCGUGCCUCCGGAGGACGUGGAGAGGAACCAGAAGAUCCUCCAGUGGAUGAUGGAGGGAGAGGCGGUCCGUAACAAGAAGAGCCCCUACGGGAGCACCACAGGGUCCAAGAAGACCCCGUCGAGCCACGAGGUGUCGCGGCCCAGCUCUGUGGAGCGUCCCGGGGCAGUGCAUCCGUGGGUCAGCGCCCAGCUGCGGAACAAUGUGCAGCCCUCACACCCCUUCAUCCAGGACCCCACAAUGCCCCCCAACCCGGCCCCCAAUCCCCUCACCCAGCUGGAGGAGGCUAGGAGGAGACUGGAGGAGGAGAAGAAGAAGACGGGGACCUUACAGACCAAACAGAGGUAUGUGAUGGAAGUGAUCCAGCGGGGGCGCGCUGCCGCCAGGCCCGCCCUGUUCCCGCCGCUCGGCGUGGUGCCUGCCGUCUCUGACACGGAGCUGUCCGAACAUAAAGUGACGAAGAAGCCCGCGUGUGAGAACAUUACGGUGGCCUACUACUUCUGUGGGGAGCCAAUCCCGUACAGGACGUCGGUCAAAGGUCGCAUGGUCAUGCUGGGCCAGUUCAAAGAGCUGCUGACUAAGAAAGGAAGCUACAGGUAUUUUUUCAAGAAGGUGAGCAAUGACUUUGGGGUGGUGUUCGAAGAGGUACGCGAAGAUGAUGCUGUCCUGCCCAUCUUUGAGGAGAAGAUCAUUGGGAAGGUGGAAAAGAUUGAUUGAUUGACAUGGAGGUGGAGAGGAAGGAGACGUUCACAAAGUCGGCCUGCGAUGGAGCUAUCGACGGAUGGAGCUGUUCACUUGAGAGAGAUCGAGAGAAAGUGUUUGACUAGAGGGAGGAUUGGCAGGGGAAGAAAAGGUACGGAGUAAGUCGCUACAGGAGGGAAUGGAUGAAGGGAGGAGGAAAUGAGAAGAGUGCAUAGUGAUCACUGUGGGAGACACUCAUGACUCCAAGGCUUUUAUAUCUGCUCAGUGCCACUGCAUUGUGCAGGCAGAGUAGGAAAGCAUUGGACAAAAAAAAAGCUGACAUUCUCUCCUUCAGUGUCUUUCUGAGUGUAAUGUAAUGUAGCAUUGUACAAUUUGACAAGAAGAAAAAUGCUAUGAAUCUGCUUACUAAAGCAGCAUAUUAUUUUUGAUAUGACGUAUCAGAAGGUAUCCUUUCUAAUGUAACCAAGCGUGUCAUUUUUCUGUGUUCGUACCAGAUGUGUACAGAUUGUCUGUUUAAAACAUAACGAUAAAGUUUUAUAUUAUCUAUUUAAAUAUUUUAAAAAGCGGUCGUUUUAAUCCUAUUAAUGCAGUGGCGCUGUUCCAAUUCGACGAGAUCCAAGUGUUUUGACAGGGCUGUUUUUCAAGUAUUGUUGGAACUAUUACACAGCCCCAUGUUCUACCAAGUGCUUUUAACAGGAACACUCAACCUUGCCAGUCCUCUAAAGUUAAGUGGCAUCGGGUUGUCAUGCUGCACUUAUCACUGUAUUAUGCAUUAGUGUCAAUGGAGCAAAAUGAAAAGGAAUGCCUUCUUGAGGUUGCCCUCAUGCUUUGUUUUUUUCAAUUAGGAAGGGACUCCCCAGCAGUAGCUCGAUCUGUGUACAAUGUACUGUACUCUGAGUUCUCUUCCCCAUAGUGUACGUGUGUGUGUGUGUGUGUAUGCACAUUAAAUACAUUAUUAUACCCAUACCUGCAGACACCUGCCAACUUCAAUUGAUCCCCACUAUGUUCGGUCACUUUUAGAUUUUGCUACAGUUAGGUCUUAAUUGUAGCAGAUCAGUGCAGAAAAUAACAUCUUUGAUCAGAGAUAAUCACAACCAGUUGUGUACAUGCUACUGACAGUUCAGAUCUAGAUUCUAUCUACAGUCUAGAGCUUUUGUUAGGCAUUUAAGAGUCCAUAGUAGAAGUCUCCUGAAGGUUCAUACACGGGUGUCUGUGUAGAGAAAGGGUCUGUGUGGGUCUGUGUGCGGAGGUUUGUCUCAAUAGAGCAUUGGUCAUCUAAUGUGUGUUCACAUGCAUUCAGAAAGGCUCCUGACCCCAUGGUUUCACUCUGGACAACGAAAGGACAUCAUAUAUGUUUAUCUAGUUGAUAUAUCACAAAUACAGCUGAAUAAUGACCUGUAGCCUUUCAUAGCUCUAUAGAGCUAAAUUUGGUGCCUGGCAGAAAUUGUCUCUAGAAAUAACUUUAGUAUGAAGUGAUCUACUUUUUUUGAUAGGUCACAAUACACCAAAGAGAACAGUAGAAGUUGAUAUGUUUGUCAUCCCCUUUUCUCUUCUUUAUUUACCCUCAUUCACAUGGGUACUCUUUGAUUAUUCUCCAAAUCCCUGUGUUGAAGUGGAAUUCUCUUGUACAAUUUUCUAGGGCAGGGCUCUCCAACCCUGUUCCUGGAGAGCUACCCUCCAUGUAGGUUUCCACUCUAACCCCAGCUGUAACUAACCUGAUUCAGCUCAUCAAUCAGCUAAUUACUACAAUCAGUUGCGCUAGAUUAGUGUUGGAGGGAACCUGCGGGACAGUAGGUGUCCAGGAACAGGGUUAGAGAUCCCUGUUCCAGGGCGUUGUGCCGGGGGUCAGUGCAAGGUGGAAUGUGCUAACCGUUGUGUUUGAUUAGGAUGGUAAGGACUGCUGUAUUGCUGGGUGUUGUUCUCUUAUCAACACCACGUAUAAGAGGACGAUCUCCUUUUCUGAGAUGCUGUUUUUGUAUUUAUUUAGAUGGAUAUUUUUUAAGAAUCUGUAUGAAGUUAACAUACGUAGUGGACAACCCUCUAUUGCUCCUGUUUAAAGAUUUGAAUAACCGUACUUUAUGUUUUCAUAACGAGAGGCAUUUACUCCAUGAUCUUUGACAAUAUUGGUACUCGACCAUCAUCUGUCACACUACAAUGUAGAAUUUGGCUCUCUGUUAUGAUUAUCAUUUGAUUAUUAGAUGUUCACUGUCUGUAUGUAUUUCCAAUGGAGGGCAGUGAUUCUUACUGUGAAAGCCCCAAAGUGAACUCCCCCCCCCCCCCCCCACUUCUGGUCAUUGAAAUGUAUAUAACAACCAUCACAGAGUGCCUUUUAUUGCCAUCCUCUCAUGACAUCCGCUGUGUGAUUCUCAAGUGUUACCAGGGCCUUGCUUUAUAUUUUUAUUUUACGUCUUACAAACCAUGUUCUGUUGAAGUGUUUCCUAUGUCACAUCUCACUUUGGAUAAAAAAUGUUCUAUGUAAAUAUGUAAAAAUUGUACAUGUCAUCAACCAGCAAUUCACUUAGGAGAUAUUCAUUACCCCGGACCUGUUUCUUAGUGCUGAGUUUUGCGGUUAUCAUUUAAAGGUACUUGAACAAUAAAUAUAUGUAAUAAACCUGAACUUCUCCAUUACCUGUAGUCAUUAAAA
This is a messenger RNA of Oncorhynchus kisutch (coho salmon), 5629 nucleotides long. RefSeq names its product axin-1-like. Lineage: Eukaryota; Metazoa; Chordata; Actinopteri; Salmoniformes; Salmonidae. The record is from RefSeq and is a predicted model, not a curated record. Gene Ontology annotation, cellular component: beta-catenin destruction complex; plasma membrane; nucleus. Bases 397 to 3000 code for a protein of 867 amino acids. The transcript is spliced from 12 exons. Gene Ontology annotation, biological process: cell development; negative regulation of canonical Wnt signaling pathway; positive regulation of protein kinase activity. Gene Ontology annotation, molecular function: beta-catenin binding; molecular adaptor activity; identical protein binding.